Brassica rapa (field mustard) is the source of this 2722-nucleotide messenger RNA. RefSeq names its product B3 domain-containing protein REM1. The record is from RefSeq and is a predicted model, not a curated record. Gene Ontology annotation, molecular function: DNA binding. Lineage: Eukaryota; Viridiplantae; Streptophyta; Magnoliopsida; Brassicales; Brassicaceae.
CGAAUGCUUUUUUCAAUACAUUGUAGGCACGCCUCUGGUUAAAGCCAAACCAUACCCCAAAAGAUCAAAAGAAAAAUCUCCAAGAGCUGCAACAACACAACCUGCAGCAGUGAGUAGUACCUGAACAAAGUUGAAACAAGAAGAGAUUCAAAGCUUGAUAAACAUAAUAAAAACUUACACAGAUCAACAAAAUAUAUUACAUUACCUGAGUUGUUGGUUUGCCUUUACCAAAGAGAUAACCAGCAAUCAAAACAGCGAGAGGAGUGAGUCUUUUAAUGGCGAUAUACAUAGGAAUAUUGACUCCUUUCAAGCUCGCAAGAGCAAACGCAACAUUAGCAUUGUAGAAGAUGGAAACAGGGAGAAAGCUUUUUAGCAGUGGAUAAAUCGAUUCCUCUGGAUCGAGUGUAUCCCAUUCGUCUGCCACGGUGAAUAAGCAAAGAAGUAGCUAGUUGCUAACACAAAAACCAAAAGAAACGCAAACUAGAGUGUUAGUAAUCUCUAACUAAAGGAUUUUUUGAAGAGUUCGAUAUGAGUACCUGUAGAGUAAGAAGAGUCAUUGAGUGUGGAUACUGUAUGAUCACAGCUUUGUCGAUAAAGACCAUUGCCAUUGAAGCAAUGGCAUAUAAGUCAACAACCUUCUGGGUGAGAAAGAAGGUCUUCGACACUAAUCCAAUACUAAACCCGUCCUUUUAGCCCAUUUAAGGAAGUUGGGCCCAAAACACCCAAUUUGAACGGUCAUCACUCAGAUCGUCAGCUUCUGGUUUUACUUUUAAGAUAAAAACUAAUUAAAAAUAAUAAACUAAAAUUAAAAUAAUGCAAUUAAAAAAAUAAACAAAACCUAUACUGAUCAAAACCUAGUGUAGUCUUUUGGCGUACAGAGUGUAGUCCUUUAGGAUAGGAGAUGGGAGUUUGAUGGAAAAGUUGUGUAAGAAAAAGAUGAUGCGUCUUAUUAAUCUGAAAGAUUCACAUCAUUUUAUAGAUUUUAUUAUAAGAUUCGAUAUAUUUUUUUGUAACGUAACUAUAUGUAUAUACAGAGAAAACAGUGUAACGUUAUCAUCUUGAAGAAAAUAUUAAUAAGAAUACAUUAGUUUCCCUUUCAUCACUCUCUCUCUCUACUCUGCUCUCAACAAUGGUGGUUCCUCCUCCAAAACCCUCUUUGUUUCAACUAACAUUUCUUACCGGAGACAAACCACUUCUGACGCUUGAUGAUGAUGAGUUCUUACGUAAUCACACGAAAGUUUUGCUAAUAUCAGAGGCCUCGGACAAAAUUUGGGAAGUGAAACUGGACGGCAACAGGCUCGCCGGCGGCUGGGAAGAGUUCGCCGCCGUUAGUAAUUUCAGCCACGGAGACGUCUUGGUUUUUAGACACAAUGGAGAAGAGAUCUUUCAUGUGGCUGUUUCCAGUGAAUCUGAUGAUGACGAGUCCGAUGAUACUGACGACAGUGAAUCUGAUGAGUCCAAUGAUACUGACGACAGUGAAUCUGAUGAGUCCAAUGAUACUGACGACAGUGAAUCUGAUGAUUCCGAAGAUAAUGAUGAAGGGGACAGUAGUUUGGUGAACAAGAGUGAGAAACCAGAAGCAGAUACUUCAUCAGACUGUUUCCUCAGAGCUCGUGUCACUCCUUAUAGCCUCACCAAAGAUCGUCUGGAUCUUUCUAGGGAUUUUAAGUUUAUGUCGUUUGAUGAGAACAAGAAACCGUUUGAGAUAUAUUUAGCUAAUGAGAAAGGAAGAAAAUGGACACUGAGGCUUUCAAGAAACAUCUCAAGUGGUGCGUUUUACAUCACAAGAGGCUGGUCUAACUUUUGCGCAGCUAAUGGGUUAAUCCGAGGUGACUUCUGUUACUUCAAACUUUCCGAAAGUGGGGAAAGGCCUGUGCUUUUGUUGUGUUCACACGAGUCUGGCAAUGUCCAUGAAGACAAAGAAGAAGAAGAAGAAUGCCCUGAAGCAGAUGCAGUGAAGAUAUGUUCUGUAGGAGGCUGCAGCAACGAGAAGAGUACUCCUUCCCGCUUUCUGACACGAAAGUUUACACCAAGCCGUUUCAAGACAGGGCAACUAUAUAUUUCAAUGUUUUCAUCAGGUGUCUUGCGUGAGAGUGGUAUUAAGAAGUCUGGGGAGAUGACUCUGCUGGACAAUGAUGGAAGAAAGUGGCCAUCUUAUCUACACAAGACAGGACAACCCGGAGGUGAAUGGUGUUACAUAAGAGAAGGUUGGAGAGAGAUGUGCGAAGCGAAUGGGGUUGAAGUGAAUGACUCAUUCGUGUUGGAGUUGAUAUUCGAAGAUGCCAACCCUAUCUUUAAGUUGCACUCUAAGAUUAAAAACAAGGGAAAAGGAAACAUUGUAACUAGUAAGAAGAGAGCUCUACAUGCAAGGACUGCGGAAAAGACUCCAGGAGUAGAAAUAGAUGGAGAGAGGGGAAGCAAGAGAGGACGCACUAGGGGUUCUCAACCAGAAUCUUGCUCAGUCUCUGAUCAAGUGGCUAACGUGAGACAAAGCAUUCAAGAUACUCUGGACACCAUCAGACAUUUCCGCGCAGAGCUCGAGACAAGGGAGAAGAAUCUGGAAGCUUCACUACUGGAAGUUGACGACUUAGGUGAGAGGAUAUUGGGAAUCAGCAAAAUUCUCAACAAUAAUCUGGUUUAGAAUAAAUUUAAAUAGCGGGAGAAAAAUAAUCAAAAGACUAUCUGCAUGCACUUUUUGUACCAUGGUUUUCACAAGAACGGC